AUGGGAAAUUCAUACGCUGGACAGCUGAAGACCACUCGGUUCGAGGAGGUUCUGCACAACUCCAUUGAGGCAUCCCUGCGCUCCAAUAACCUGGUGCCCCGGCCCAUCUUCUCCCAGCUCUACUUGGAGGCCGAGCAGAAGCUGAACUCCCUGGAAGGUGGCAGCCGAGUGGAUAAUGAGGAAGAAGAGGAAGAGGGGGAAGGAGGGCUGGAGACCAGCAGCCCCCCAAAUCCCUACCAGCUGCUCCCUGCGCCUGAAGGAUGCUGUACCACAGACGGGUUCUGCCAGGCCGGGAAGGACCUGCGCCUUGUCUCCAUUUCCAGUGAGCCCAUAGAUGUCCCCACGGGCUUCCUCCUGGUGGGGGCCAAGGCCCCCAGCCUGCCCGAGCAUCUCCUGGUAUGCGCGGUCGACAAGAGGUUCCUGCCCGACGACAAUGGCCACAACGCCCUGCUCGGUUUUUCUGGGAACUGUGUUGGCUGUGGAAAGAAAGGCUUCUGCUACUUCACCGAAUUCUCCAACCACAUCAACCUGAAACUGACCACCCAGCCCAAGAAGCAGAAGCACCUGAAGUAUUACCUGGUCCGCAACGCCCAAGGGGCUCUGACCAAAGGCCCUCUGAUUUGCUGGAAAGGCUCAGAGUUCCGAAGUCGGCAGAACUCGGCCAGCACGUGCUCCAGCUCCCUCUUCCCGCCUCUGGAGAGCGCGGGGGCCGCGGCUGCCUUGCCCAGCGAGCCUGUGCUGGGGGCGACCUCCGGCCUCCCCGUGGGAGCGCCGCAGGCAGGACCAGCCUGUGACCAAGCCUUGGUGACCGCAGCUGCAGCUCCAGCCGUCUUCAACGGCAAAGGCUCCCCCAAGCACCAGCAGCCGGCGAAGAACAGCCUGUUGGCCCUUCCUCGGCCCUCAGCCUUAGGUGUUUUGUCAAACUCAGGGCCACCCAAGAAGCGCCACAAAGGGUGGUCUCCGGAAUCACCAUCUGCUCCAGAUGGCACUUGCCCUCCGGGCGGCGGGCACAGGGCUAAGUCUGAAGGCGCUGGCAUGUCCUGUGUGGCCCCUGCCGGCCUGGGGGGGCCGGCGUCCGUGACCCUGCCCGUGGUGGCCUCCGGCGAGCCUGUGUCUGUCCCGGAUAAUCUGCUGACAAUCUGCAAGGCCAAGCCCGUGAUCUUUAAAGGUCAUGGGACCUUCCCUUACCUCUGCGGGAACCUGAAUGACGUGGUGGUGAGCCCGCUGCUGCACGCAUGCUACCAGAACUCGCAGUCCGUCUCCAGGGCCUAUGAGCAGUACGGCGCCUCCGUCCAGCCCAUCUCUGAAGAGAUGCAGCUGCUGCUCACCGUCUACUACCUCGUCCAGCUGGCGGCCGACCAGGUGCCGCUCAUGGAGGACCUGGAGCAGAUCUUCCUGCGCUCCUGGCGGGAGUCGCACCUGACGGAGAUCCGCCAGUAUCAGCAGGCGCCCCCGCCCCCCUACGCCCCGGGCCCCGGCAUGGUGGCCCCGGUCACCUCGGCACAGCUGCCCUGGCUCGCCGGCCUGGCCGCCAGCUCCUGCAAUGACAGCGUGCAUGUCAUCGAGUGCGCAUCCUCCCUGGCCGAGGGCCUGGCCGAGAUGUUCCGGCUGCUCAUCGAGGGCAAGCUGGCCAAGACCAACUACGUGGUCAUCAUCUGCGCCUGCCGGAACGCCACCAUUGACUCCUGCAUCGCCGUCACCGGCAAAUACCAAGCCCGGAUCCUCUCCGAGAGCCUGCUUAGCCCCGCGGAGUACCAGAGGGAGGUCCAUUAUGAACUGGUGACCGGUCAAGUGGAUUCCCUGGGGGCCUUUUUCAGCACCUUCUGCCCAGAGGGUGACAUUGAUCUUUUGCUGGACAAAUUUCAUCAGGAAAACCAAGGCCAUAUUUCUUCCUCGCUCACUGUCUCUUCUGUGACUAACGCAGCAGCCCUGGAUGUCAGCGGGGCCCCUGUGUGUACAAGUUACCAUCUUGAGCCGCGCGGUGUGGGGCCCUUCCAGCUGGCUGUGGCCCAGAAGCUUCUCUCCCAUGUGUGCUCCAUCGCGGAUUCCAGCACCCAAAAUCUGGAUUUAGGAUCCUUCGAGAAGGUGGACUUUCUCAUUUGCAUCCCGCCAUCAGAAGUGACCUACCAGCAGACAGUCUUCCAUGUCUGGCACUCAGGGGUUUUGCUGGAGCUCGGCCUGGAAAAGGAGCCCAUGACCAAGCAGAGAGUGGAACAGUAUGUUCUGAAGUUGGAUGCAGAGGCCCAGACAAAAUUUAAGGCCUUUGUGCAAAACUCCUUCCAGAACCCUCACACGCUCUUUGUCCUGAUCCACGACCAUGCCCACUGGGAUCUUGUGAGUAGCGCUGUUCAUAAUCUCUAUUCUCAAAGUGACCCGACUGUGGGCUUGGUGGACAGAUUGCUCAACUGCAGGGAGGUGAAGGAGGCUCCCAACAUUGUCACCCUUCAUGUGACUUCCUUCCCGUACGCCCUGCAGACACAGCACACGCUCAUAAGCCCCUACAACGAGAUCCACUGGCCCGUCUCCUACAGUAACGGUGUGGACUUGUAUCAGGAGAGUAAGAAGUACUUCGGGCUGUCGGAGUUCAUCGAGUCCACCCUGUCGGGACACAGCCUCCCCUUGCUCAGAUAUGACAGCUCCUUCGAGGCCAUGGUGACCGCCCUGGGAAAAAGGUUUCCCCGCCUGCACAGUGCGGUGAUCAGGACCUUUGUUCUCGUCCAGCACUAUGCGGCGGCCAUGAUGGCGGUGAGCGGCCUCCCCCAGAUGAAGAACCACACGUCGGUGGAGACGCUGGAGAUCACGCAGAACCUCCUCAACUCCCCGAAGCAGUGCCCGUGCGGCCACGGGUUCAUGGUGCUGCUGCGGGUGCCCUGCUCGCCGCUGGCGGCCGUGGCCUACGAGCGGCUGGCCCACGUGCGGGCGCGGCUGGCCCUGGAGGAGCACUUCGAGAUCAUCCUGGGCAGCCCCAGCUCCGGCAUCACCGUGGGCAAGCACUUCGUGAAGCAGCUCAAGAUGUGGCAGAAAAUCGAGGAUGCGGAGUGGAGGCCUCAGACCUACCUGGAGUUGGAAGGCCUGCCGUGUAUUCUCAUCUUUAGUGGGAUAGAUCCGCACGGGGAGUCCCUGCCCAGGUCCCUGCGGUACUGCGACCUGCGUCUGAUCAACUCCUCCUGCCUGGUGAGGACGGCCUUGGAGCAGGAGCUGGGCCUGGCCGCUUACUUCGUGAGCAGUGAGAUGCCGCUGGAGAAGGGGGCCAGGAACGAGGCCCUGGAGAGUGACGGGGAGAAGCUGAGCAGCACAGACAAUGAGGAUGAGGAGCCGGGAGCAGAAGGUGAGGGUGGCCCAGAGUGUGUUUUUGAAGCAGGCUCUCCCUCGGAGAAGAGGAGCCCCGCGCGGAGGGAGCGGUCCCGGUCCCACGACUCGGCCUCCUCCUCCCUCUCCUCCAGAGCAUCUGGCUCCGUGCUCGGUGGCAGUGAGCCCCUGGCUCACCCUGGGCCCCCUCUGGGGGAGCAGGCUGCGUCCCCCACACCGUGCGGCCCUGUGGAGGACAGUAGGAUGCUUGGCGAGAGGCAGGGGCCCCGAGUGAGUCAGGGGGCCCCAGCAGCAGCAGUGAGCGGGCACAGCCCCGGGCCGCCGCCGCCCCCCAGCCAGCGGAGCCUGCAGGUGGCGGUCACCCCGUCCUCAAGCUCAUCUCCCACUGGCCCACCGCUGCCGCCCAUGGCUGGGCCCCUCCUGCCCCAGGCCCCGCCCUGCGCCAUGACCAAGGCCAGCCGCCAGCCUCCUGUGGUCUUCCUGCCCAAGCUGGUGUACGACAUGGUGCUGGCCACCGACAGCAGCGGGCUGCCCAAGGCCGCCUCCCUCCUGCCCGCCCCGUCCGUCAUGUGGACCAGCUCCUUCCGCCCCCUGCUGAGCAAGACCAUGACCUCCACCGAGCAGUCCCUCUACUACCGCCAGUGGACCGUGCCCAGGCCCAGCCACAUGGACUACGGCAGCCGGGCUGAGGGCCGCCCGGACGGCUUCCAUCCCCGCAGGCUGCUGCUCAGCGGGCCCCCGCAGAUUGGGAAGACAGGUGCCUACCUGCAGUUUCUCAGCAUUUUGUCCCGGAUGCUCAUUCGGCUGACUGAAGUGGAUGUUUACGACGAAGAAGAGAUCAAUAUCGACCUCCAGGAGGAAUCGGACUGGUGCUACCUCCAGCUCACGGACCCCUGGCCGGACCUGGAGCUCUUCCGGAAGAUACCUUUCGACUAUGUCAUCCAUGACCCGAAGUAUGAGGACGCCAGUCUGAUUUGUUCCCACCAUCAGAGUGUGAAGAGCGAAGACAGAGGGAUGUCCCGGAAGCCCGAGGACCUUUAUGUGCGGCGUCAGACGGCCCGGAUGAGGUUGUCCAAGUACGCGGCGUAUAACACCUACCACCACUGCGAGCAGUGCCACCAGUACAUGGGCUUCCAUCCCCGCUACCAGCUCUAUGAGUCCACCCUGCACGCCUUUGCCUUCUCUUACUCCAUGCUAGGAGAGGAAAUCCAGCUCCACUUCAUCAUCCCCAAGUCCAAGGAGCAUCAUUUUGUCUUCAGCCAACCCGGAGGCCAGCUGGAGAGCAUGCGCCUGCCCCUCGUCACCGACAAGAGUCACGAAUGCAUCAAAAGCCCAACAUUCACUCCAACCACGGGCCGCCACGAGCACGGGCUCUUUAAUCUGUACCACGCGAUGGACGGAGCCAGCCAUUUGCACGUGCUGGUGGUCAAGGAGUAUGAAAUGGCCAUUUAUAAGAAGUACUGGCCCAACCACAUCAUGCUGGUGCUCCCGAGCAUCUUCAACAGUGCUGGCGUUGGGGCUGCCCACUUCCUGAUCAAGGAGCUGUCCUACCAUAACCUGGAGCUGGAGCGGAGCCGGCAGGAGGAGCUUGGAAUCAAGCCCCAGGACAUCUGGCCGUUCAUCGUGAUUUCCGACGACUCCUGUGUCAUGUGGAACGCCGUGGAUGUGGACUGCGUGGGGGAGCGGGGCCGGGACUUCUCAUGGUCGGAGAGGAGCGUCUCUCUGAAGCACAUCAUGCAGCACAUCGAGGCCUCCCCGAACAUCACGCACUACGCCCUGAUCGGCCUGCGGAAAUGGGCCAGCAAGACGAGGCAGAGCCAGGUGCGAGAGCCUUUCUCCCACUGCCACGUGCACGACUUCAUCAUCCUCAAUGUGGAUCUCACACAGAAUGUGCAGUACAACCAGAACCGGUUCACAUGUGACGACGUGGACUUCAACCUGAGGUUGCACAGCGCCGGCCUCCUGCUCUGCCGCUUCAACCGCUUCAGCGUGAUGAAGAAGCAGAUCGCCGUGGGUGGACACAGGUCCUUCCAUAUCACGUCCAAGGUGUCUGACAGCUCCGUGGCCAUUGUGCCGGCCCAGUACAUCUGUGCCCCGGACAGCAAACACACGUUCCUGGCGGCCCCAGCCCAGCUCCUGCUCGAGAAAUUCCUCCAGUAUCACAGUCCCCGCUUCUUCCCACUGUCCCUGAAGAACCGCAGCCACCCCGUGCUGUCCGUGGACUGUUACCUCAACCUGGGAUCACAGAUUUCCGUUUGCUAUGUGAGCUCCAGGCCGCACUCUCUCAAUGCCAGCUGCUCAGAGCUGAAGUUCAGCGGGCUCCUGCUCUACCUCUGCGACUCCUUUGUGGGAGCCAGCUUCUUGAAAAAGUUUCAUUUUCUUAAAGGUGCCACCCUGUGCGUGAUCUGUCAGGACCGGAACUCACUUCGUCAGACCGUCGUCCGCCUGGAGCUGGAAGAUGAGUGGCAGUUCCGGCUGCGGGAUGAGUUCCAGACAGCCAACGCAAAGGAGGACCGCCCGCUCUUUUUUCUCACUGGACGGCACAUCUGAGAUUCAGGAGUAAGAGAAAGAGAGAGAGAGAGGCCGGCAGAGCUCCUAGAGGAGCUCCUAGCGGAGUGGGGUGCUCAGAUCCCUCCUACUGCUAGGCUAAAGGAAGUCUUGGACCUCGGGGUACUGGAACUGGAAUAGACCCAGGCCGUCGCUCUGCAGCCGCUCAGGGCACACGUGACAUGCAGGCCCAGGCAUGGGUGACAGACAGCGUGAGGAUGGGUCCCCACUGGACAGAACUGAAAGCCCAGAACUCCAUUCUGGGCCAAACCAAAUGCCCUAGGCUGUUUAGCAUUUGUGAAGAAUGAAGUUUUCCCCUGUGGUCCUGCCGUUCCUAGGCUUCCACGACACACUUGACUUUUUGAUCUAAAGAAUCUUGAGAUAUCUCAUUGAGGUGCCAGUAUUCAGGCAGUAGAUGUGAUUUCAGUAAGUAGAUUUCCCUACAGCCUUCUACAAAGCAAUAUUCCAAAGGAACAAUUUCACCAUAGAGAUUAGGGACAAGAAGCAAAAAGGGGUUCAUUUUCAUAAGAAUUAUUUAAUUGUCUACAAGUUUGCUCCUGUAAGAAGCUAGCCCAAAGGCAUCAAACUCACUGAGGUAAAAUGAGUUGUUUUACUUCAAAGAAAAUAAGAUUCUAUUAAAAUAAUGGAGGGCAAAUACCCUACCUCUUAGAAAGGGCCAAAUUGCAAAGUAGCUUUCUUGAAAACUAAAAGGGCUUUACGGAGGAAAUUAAAAUGGUUGAGUUGGUUCUGAAAUUUGCCUUACAAAGGAAAGACGAUUAAAUUGUUUACUUGAUUAAAAACAAUUAAAAGCAACCAAAGUGAUACAUAAGAUAGUUAAGAACUAGACUUAUGAUUAUAAUUUAUUGAAGCUCAGUUUCUUUUUCAGUUUCUUAACUAGUUUUCUCUUAUUCGUGCUUGUUUCCUUUGGGAAGAGGCUCACCUGUCCCGAGAGAAGCGAGCUGGUAUGUGCCAUGAAUUCCUAUUCAUAAUCAACUAGGCCAGGAUGCUGUUUAAAGCAUCAUAUUAGAGCGCCACCUAUGGGCCAGAUGCUGGUACACGAUUUAUCUUGAAUCCUUUGCACAGCCUUGUGUGGCCAUCUGACAGCUCCCAUUUCAAAGAUGCAAGGGUUGGGAUGCUAAAGAGUGUAGCUCACCAAGGUCAUACUGCUGGAAAGAACUAGAAGCACACUUCAGACUCCUGGCUUCUGGACUCCACGGUCCAGGUCCCCACCCUACACUGCUUUUGAAGUGGCCCAGGGCAAAAGGAAAACGUUUAGAGACACUAAAAAAAUACACUCAUCAGAAUGUGUUCUAUGUCCGUCUGAGACAUUUCUAAGCACUGUGAUUGAUAAUAAUCCAAGAAGAAACUGUUUUACAAGAUGAUGCCAAAGAAUUUGUCAAUCUUCCCUUCCGUUUAAAAGUCUACGAAUAUAAAAUAUUUAGAUCAAGGUUUAUAUAAGGAUAACUUUGUUUAUGCCAUUCCUAUUUUGGAUUAAAAACUGACCUUCUUUAGUUAAAAUUGUCCUUUUGUAAAUAUCAGCUCCUGUGUCAUUCCUCCAUUUUUGUUAGUUAAUUUAAACUUGGGAGGGAAAAUCCCCAGAGUAAUCCUGUUGCCUGUUCCAGUCUUAUCAAUAAAGCCCAUUAUGCACUU
This is a messenger RNA of Dipodomys spectabilis (banner-tailed kangaroo rat), 7506 nucleotides long. It is a transcript of the gene Greb1, whose product is annotated as growth regulating estrogen receptor binding 1. Gene Ontology annotation, biological process: multicellular organism development. The record is from RefSeq and is a predicted model, not a curated record. The transcript is spliced from 32 exons. The coding region runs from base 1 to 5859 and encodes 1952 amino acids. Lineage: Eukaryota; Metazoa; Chordata; Mammalia; Rodentia; Heteromyidae.